This is a messenger RNA of Folsomia candida, 1626 nucleotides long. RefSeq lists its product as uncharacterized. Bases 1 to 1626 code for a protein of 541 amino acids. Gene Ontology annotation, biological process: DNA integration. The transcript is spliced from 3 exons. Gene Ontology annotation, molecular function: nucleic acid binding. NCBI's taxonomy places the organism in Eukaryota, Metazoa, Arthropoda, Collembola, Entomobryomorpha, Isotomidae. The record is from RefSeq and is a predicted model, not a curated record.
AUGGGGGCAGCGGUCCCAUGGUACGCACAGAGAUACUCUCUCGCCUCCCGCAAUAUACGACUAAUUGCCUGGAUGCUUCGAUUUGUGGCAAGAUGUAGACGAGCUAAAACUGGAUCUGGAAAUCUCACACAAGAAGAGUUAUGGAAUGCGGAGAAAGUUGUGACGAGGAUGAUCCAGUCUGAAACAUUUGGUGAAGAAAGGUGGAAGAAUAAAGCUCACUUAAAAAUCAAGCGAUCCGCAGAUGGACUUCUAGUCGUCGAGACAAAGUUGGUUAAUAGUGAAGAUGAGAGAAAUUACAAAUUCCCAAUACUACUCCCUCAUUCACACGAGUUUGUGGCACAAUUAAUCCGAGAAGAGCAUUUACGCCACGCACAUGGGGGGAUUCAGUUUCUCAUGGGAAAAUUGAGGGAAAAGUUCUGGAUAAUUCAGUCACGUCGGGCCAUCCGGAAGAUUGUAAAUAGAUGUGUAAGAUGUCGGAGGUUUGCUGCAAAAAGUUGCGAAGUUGAGGCAGCACCACUUCCAAAAAAUCGGGUUUUGGACGCCGCAGUGUUCCAGAUCACUGGAGUGGACCUCGCCGGCCCCUUAUUUCUUGCUGACGGGAGCAAAGUUUGGAUUGUUCUCUUCACGUGCGCCGUGUACAGAGCCGUACACUUAGAGUUGGUCGCGGCGUGCUCUACAGAGGCAUUUAUUCUCGCAUUGUCGAGAUUUAUCAGCAGAAGAGGGAGGCCAACGACAAUCUAUUCGGAUAAUGGUACAAAUUUUGUGGGCACCGACAACAUUUUUAAGAAAUUGGACUGGAAAAAGAUUGAGUCAACAGCAAGCGUACAGAAGAUUCAAUGGAUUAUGAAUCCUCCUUCAAGUCCGUGGUGGGGAGGAUUCUGGGAACGAUUAGUAAGAAGUGUUAAGGAUUUACUGAAGAGAAUGUUGGGCAAAUCUAGAGUCAAUUUGGAGCAACUCUCAACCUGUAUUUGCGAAGUGGAGAGUGUAAUUAACGCCCGCCCCUUAACAUAUGUAACAGAGGAUAAUGAUGACCUCAUCCCUUUGACACCGUCAAUUUUCAUGCAGAGUCAGACGAGAGCAGAGUUUCCCGAAUUGAGAGAAGUGGACCAGGGGGCUCUAAUUACAGAAUAUAAAGCGAUGCAGAUCCUCAGAAGAGAAUUGAGAGAGAGAUUCCGCAAGGAAUAUUUGGGUCUACUGGUGCAAAGAGGAAAUGAGAGGAAGUCACGUUAUCAAUUGGAAGAAGGUGACAUCGUGUUAGUCGGAUGUGACAACCGGAAACGGCUGGACUGGCCGAUGGGACGCAUCGUAGAGUUAAUUUAUGGCCGAGAUGGGGUCCGCCGCGUCGCAAAGGUGAAGACGACUACGGGGAUUCUCACCCGACCCGUCCAGCGUCUAUUUCCACUGGAGAUUUCCUCAGCAAGAGACGUUGAGGACAACGAGAUCGUAGUCAAGAUUCCGAUUAAACAACAACAACAAGAUCCAAGAGUAACUAAACCGAUUACGACAGAUGAUACAUUUCAAACCAAGUGUAUUCUUUUGUUCGUUUCCCUCACAAAAGAAGUCGCCCCACUAUUUUUCAUUCGCGGUGGUGGUGAGUUGGCAGAAAGAAAGGCAAUGAACAAUUAA